Xenopus tropicalis (tropical clawed frog) is the source of this 1602-nucleotide messenger RNA. It is a transcript of the gene upk1a, whose product is annotated as uroplakin 1A. Bases 144 to 902 code for a protein of 252 amino acids. The transcript has 8 exons. Lineage: Eukaryota; Metazoa; Chordata; Amphibia; Anura; Pipidae. Gene Ontology annotation, cellular component: membrane. The record is from RefSeq and is a predicted model, not a curated record.
ACUGCCCGUGGGUGGGCGGAGCUAGGAAGUUGCUGGAUGGGUGUAGCAGGUGCCUACUAAAUAUCUGCAACUUGCUACAAUCUGAGAGAGUCGCAUGCGAGAUUGGGAGGUGCAGCUGCUGCUUCUCAGGUUGCACAGACAAAAUGGCGGAAAAAGGAUCUUCGGGCAUGGUGGCCUGCAUAGUGUUUGGGAAUAUCGUUAUACUGCUGUCUGGCCUCGCGCUGUUUGCAGAGACCAUAUGGGCCACCACCGACCCCUACAAGGUUUAUCCCAUUCUGGGGGUGACUGGGAAAGAUGACGUUUUUGCCGGCGGUUGGAUUGCCAUAUUCUGCGGAUUUUCAUUCUUCAUUCUCGGAGUCUUCGGCAUCCUUGCCGUGCAGCGGGGCAGCCGCACUAUGGUUCUGACGUACCUGGUUCUGAUGAUGAUCGUGUAUAUAUUUGAAUGUGCCUCCUGUAUCACUUCCUUCACUCACCGAGACUACAUGAUAAAUUCCAAUGUCAUUAAGGGGCAGAUGCUGACUUACUACUCGGAUAGCUCCACCCCCCAGGGCAGGCAGAUCACCAGCGUUUGGCUCAGGAUGAUGCUGGAGAAAAACUGCUGCGGCGUGGAUGGGCCGCUCGAUUGGGUCGACUAUUACUCCUAUUUCCGCCAGUCGUACAACGAAACCACCGCCCCGUGGCCCUUGUGGUGCUGCCAGAGAGACGGAAACUUCCAGAUCCUCAACCAGCAAGGGUGCAUCGUUGGCCUCAGCUCCUAUGUGUACCAGCAGGGCUGCUUUGCGCACAUAUCCAACGCCAUCAACAGCUACACCUGGGGCAUCUCUUGGUUCGGAUUUGCCAUCCUUAUGUGGACGAUGUUUGUCAUGUUGGCAACGAUGUAUCACUACACCAAGAUGAACUGAGGAGCCGGAUAUCCCGCUUGCCGCUGGGGGAGCCCCAACAGGAGAGGUUCAAGCCCCCCCAGAACCCACUUGGGACUUUUUUUUUUUCUAAAAUUAAAAACUGCCAGCGUUUUCCUUUGUCAGCCUCCUGGGGGCGCUCUCUCAGAGGUCAAAUCCCUUGUGGGAAUAUAUAAAAAGGACUUUACCCCCUUCCCACGCACCAAAGGGGUUUCCCUUGUAUAGAGCAGGGUUGCCGUGCAUUAGGGCAGCCUGAGCAGCGAGAGAAUUUUUAUUGUAUGUCGGCUCCUGUUACCGUGUAUGUAUUUUAGUUGAUCCUUCUGAUUGUGGGUGGAGCUAAUUCCCAGGGGACACGUGUUUUUACACUCGGUUAUUUCUGUUACUAAGUACUAUGAUGAUUUGGUACCGGUACCAGCACCUACACCCCCCCGGGCGUGUGUAAGCCUGUCACUGAACCUUGUGCUAUUCUCAUGGCUAACAGGGAAUGCUGGGAGUUGCAGUUCAGUGCUGGUUGGUUGCUAGGUCUAACACCGGCACCAACACCGGCUGAGAGCAUUGGGUUCAAUGAAGCCACAAGCCCCGCCCUUUAUACUCUCACUUCAACUGCCCGCCUGGAAUAUAUAUAUAUUUCCUUUUGUAUAAUACAGUGUUUUGUCUCUUUGUUAAGGAAAAAAUAAAUGUAUUAUGUGUUUCUUAAAUUGAA